Messenger RNA from Vicia faba (fava bean), 537 nucleotides. The record is from the annotation of a GenBank genome assembly. NCBI's taxonomy places the organism in Eukaryota, Viridiplantae, Streptophyta, Magnoliopsida, Fabales, Fabaceae.
AUGUUAAUUUUUGGAUUCGAACUUCCUCCCGGUCAAGAGAAUGUUGAUAAAUUGGAGAAAGUUGUAAAAGAUGGGAAUUAUUAUGGAGCUCAACAGAUGUAUAAAUCCAUCAGUGCCUGGUUCAAACAAUUUCAAGUUUAUUUUAUCAUUGUUAUGCUUUUAGUGAGCUUUUUGGGUAGGUGUUAUCCGGGGGAAGAUGAUUUGGCCAUUGCUCGGGCUGUGUUAAGCUAUUUAUCUUUACGUAAUUUGAAGGAUGCAAACAUACUAGUGGAUGCGAUAAAGAAGCAAACUCAAGCUUCUGAGGUUGAGUUUCCAAAGACCGACUUGAUGCAAUUCAUCAAUUUUCUUUUGCAAACGAUGGAAAGAUAUUGUUUUCCUCUUUUUAAUAUGUUGAGAGCCAACUUCAAGUCAUGUAUUGAGAGGGAACCCGCCUUCAAUGAGUUGCUAGACGAUAUUGCGGAGAAGUUUUAUGGCCUACAGAGAAGGAACCCUAUGGGAAUGUUUGGGGAUAUAUUCAAGAUGAUGGGAGCUAAAUAG